Messenger RNA from Macrobrachium nipponense, 2359 nucleotides. It is a transcript of the gene AGBE, whose product is annotated as 1,4-alpha-glucan-branching enzyme-like. NCBI's taxonomy places the organism in Eukaryota, Metazoa, Arthropoda, Malacostraca, Decapoda, Palaemonidae. Gene Ontology annotation, cellular component: cytoplasm. Gene Ontology annotation, biological process: glycogen biosynthetic process. The record is from RefSeq and is a predicted model, not a curated record. The coding region runs from base 185 to 2254 and encodes 689 amino acids. The transcript is spliced from 16 exons. Gene Ontology annotation, molecular function: 1,4-alpha-glucan branching enzyme activity; cation binding; hydrolase activity, hydrolyzing O-glycosyl compounds.
GGUUAAUAUACUGUAUGGGGGAAAAGAAAGUCAUUUUAUCCGGUCACACUCCGCCAUCUAGGUCGCUUCGAAGAUCAGUGGUUGUCAGCAGUCGCUCUUCCGAAGUUGUUGUUGUGGCACUGUGAAGUCGCAUCCCUGAGAGAUAACCUCAUCUACACGUUGACGAAAAUCAAGAACCAAUAGGAUGUACAUAGAAAACCCAAUGGAAGUGUCUGUACCUGAUAUUAAGGAUCUCCUGGAAAGGGACACUUAUUUAAAACCAUAUGAACAGGAAAUUCGAAGGAGGUAUGGUUGCUACAAACAAUUAAAAGACAAAAUAGAAAAGGCAGAAGGAGGAUUGUUGAAGUUUGCCACAGGAUACAAGAACUUUGGAUUUCAUGUUAAUCCAGAUAACAGCAUCACAUGGAUGGAAUGGGCUCCUCUGGCCCAAGCGUUAUUUCUCAAAGGAGAUUUCAAUGACUGGAAUCUUACAUCCCAUCCAUUUAAAAAACUUGAUUUUGGUAAAUGGGAGAUAACAGUGCCCCCAAAGCCUGAUGGAACCUGCGCUAUCCCACAUCUUUCGAAAGUUAAGGUUGGGUUGUUGACUCAAGAGAACCAAAUGGUAGACAGAUUGUCUCCAUGGGCAAACUAUGUAGUAAAACCUGCAAAGACUGAGGGGCUUGCUUAUCAUCAGCUGUUCUGGAAUCCUCCUGUUGAAGAGCGUUACGUUUUCAAGCAUCCACGGCCAAGUAAACCAAAGAGUUUAAAAGUGUAUGAGUGCCACGUUGGCAUUGCCACCGAUCAGUACAGAGUCGGAACGUACAAAGAAUUUGCUCAAAAUGUUCUUCCAAGAAUCGUCAAAUUAGGUUACAAUGCCAUACAAGUAAUGGCAAUUAUGGAACAUGCAUAUUAUGCAAGUUUUGGAUACCAAGUAACAAGUUUCUUUGCUGCAUCAAGUCGUUAUGGGACACCCGAAGAACUGAAGGAGAUGGUAGAUGUAGCUCAUUCAAUGGGGCUCUAUGUCCUUCUUGAUGUCGUUCAUUCGCAUGCUUCUAAGAAUGUCCUUGAUGGUCUCAACGAGUUUGAUGGUUCAGAUUCUUGUUACUUCCAUGGAGGCCCACGAGGAACUCACUCACUUUGGGAUUCCAGAUUAUUCAACUAUUCACAUUGGGAAGUCCUGCGGUUUUUGCUGUCUAACUUGCAUUGGUACUUUGAGGAGUACAAGUUUGAUGGAUUCAGGUUUGAUGGUGUGACUUCCAUGCUGUAUCAUCACCACGGAAUUGGAGAGGGCUUCUCUGGAGGGUACCAUGAAUAUUUCGGCCUAAGUGUUGAUACCGAGGCUCUUGUUUAUUUGUUGUUGGCUAAUGACAUGCUUCAUAGCGCAAGUCCUGAUAUGAUUACCGUUGCAGAGGAUGUGUCUGGAAUGCCAGCAUUAUGUCGCCCUGUCAGUGAAGGUGGUGUUGGCUUUGACUUUCGUCUAGGAAUGGCUAUCCCUGACACUUGGAUAAAGUUCCUGAAGGAUCUAUCAGAUGAUGCCUGGGAUAUGGGCCACAUGUGCCAUAUACUUGAGAAUAGACGAUACCAAGAGAAGACCAUUGCUUAUGCCGAAUCACAUGACCAGGCUUUGGUUGGAGACAAAACUCUAGCCUUCUGGCUUAUGGAUAAGGAAAUGUACACACACAUGUCUGUCUUAUCAGACCAGUCACUUAUAAUAGACAGGGGAAUAGCUCUACAUAAGAUGAUUCGACUGAUUACUCAUGGAUUAGGUGGCGAAGGGUACCUGAAUUUUAUGGGCAAUGAAUUUGGACACCCAGAAUGGCUUGAUUUUCCUCGGAUAGGAAAUCAGGAGAGUUACCAUUAUGCCCGUAGGCAGUGGAAUGUGGUUGAUGAUGAACUUCUUAAGUACAAAUUCCUGAACAAUUUUGAUGCUAGCAUGAACAAGGUGGAAGACCAGUAUGGAUGGUUGCAUGCUGAUCCCGGUUUUGUUAGCACCAAACACAACGGAGAUAAAGUUGUAGUGUUUGAACGAGGAGGCUGCGUGUUUGUAUUCAAUUUUCACCCAAAUAAAAGUUUCAGUGAUUACAAGAUUGGGGUAGGAAGUAGUGGAAAGUAUAAAAUUGUACUUGAUUCUGACGCUGAGGAGUUUGGCGGCCAUAAACGUUUGGAUCACUCGGUCGAGUUCUUUACAAAGCAAGAAGAUUUUAAUGGAAGGCCAAAUAGUUUGAUGAUAUACAUCCCAAGUAGAGUCGCUGUUGUGUUGGCAAAAGUAGACUGAGGCCUUUAUUGACAUGGUAGGUUGUACUGUUAGAAUUUACUGUACUCGCACUUGUUAUCAUUUUGUAAGUAUAGCUUUACGUUGUGCAAUAAAGAAGAUUUUAUU